Bursaphelenchus okinawaensis is the source of this 1260-nucleotide messenger RNA. The record is from the annotation of a GenBank genome assembly. Lineage: Eukaryota; Metazoa; Nematoda; Chromadorea; Rhabditida; Aphelenchoididae.
AUGACACAAUAUUCGGACAAAGAAGUCACCCACAGCUCGACCAGUGGCAAGUCGACCAAGGAAUCGAGCCGCAUAAUCACCGGCAGUCCCACCGGUACCACAACAACCAGUUCCAUGACCUCACGCUCCACCACAAGUGACAUUACCGACCCCAAGUCGAACGCGAACAGUCCAAAAGUUCAGUCCGCCGAGGUGAGGGUAGAACCAAUGGCUACAAGUGUAAAGGUACCAACUGCACCAACGACUAGUCCUAAGCCACAGCCAACUGAAGUUAAGGUUGAGGUCAAUGUAAAGAAUGUGGCGGUGGGGCAGAAGGCUGGAGGUAAUGAGGGAAAGGCUCUGGUUUCGGCGACUAGUCCAAAGGUAAGGCUGUUUUUUGAUGUUUUGUGGCUUGGAAAGAAAGUUUUUGCGGUUUAUGAUGAAGUAGAGUAGGAUUGGGCAGGGUAAGGUAGGUUUGGAUAGGGUAGGUUACGGUACGGUAGGGUUGGAUACUGUAUUGUAGGGUUGUGUACUGUAAUGUAAAGUAGGGUAGGGUACUGUAUCGUAGGUUAGAGUAAGGUACUGUACUGUGUACGGUAAGGUAUGGUUACGUUACGGUAGGGUUGGAUACUGUAUUGUAGGGUUGGGUACUGUAAUGUAAAGUAGGUAGGGUAGGGUACUGUAACGUAGGGUAGAAUGAGGUACUGUACCGUGUAUGGAAAGGUAGGUUAUGGUUACGGUAGGGCUACGGUCUUUGUUAUAUAAAAGCGAUGGGACAGUUACAGUAGGCUAACGGAGGAUAUCCUAAGGUAACGAUGGGUACGGUAAAGCACUCCACGGAACAUUGAUUACUGUAUAGCGAAGGUAGUAUUAAUAGAGUAGGUCUAGGACAAGUAGACUGUGGUAGGAUAGGGUAUGGUAGGAUAGGGUGGGGUAAGGUAGGGUAAUGUAGGGUAGGGCAGGAUGGGGUACUGUAAAGUUAGUUUUUGCUUUGUAAACAAAGUUUUUUCCACGUGUGGUAACAAUUUCAAUAUCCAGGCCACAAGUCCAAAGGUUCAGCCAAUUGACACCAAACCCGAUCCAAAACCACAAACCACACCAACCGAUCCCAAAGCUCAGCCUACAACACCAGAUGGACCAAAAAAUCAGCCAGACCCAAAACUUUCAAUUCCGGCGAAAACUGUACCAGCUGAUCCAAAGACUACGCCCUCUGACCUUAAAAAUCAGCCUAGUGCACCAGUCGAACCAAAAAACCAAUCCAGUGCUUCAGUCAAGAAAUGA